UUUUCUUAAUUCUUAACUAAAAAAUUUAUCUCAGCCCUUUGUGUCCGUGGUCAUUUUGGAGCUUCUUGGAAUUAAUUCGUUCUAUUGUUAGACAAGUGUUUGGCUUGGAGAAUUGAAGUAGGUUAGGAUUGGCCAAACAUAGAUGCAUCAGUUGCAUUGGUGUUUUAUGGGUCUUUCUCAUUUGUUUACAAUAUGGAGAGGGUUAAGUUAAAGAUAAAGAGAUUAGAGAGCACUAGCAAUCAACAAGUGACCUAUUUGAGAAGAAGGAAUGGAAUCUUGAAGAAAGCUAAAGAAUUAUCCAUAUUAUAUGACAUUGACAUUGUCCUUCUCAUGUUUUCUCCAACUGGAAAGGCAACAUUAUUCCGCAGAGAGCGCAGCAACAUUGAAGAGGUUAUUACAAAAUUCGCUCAACUGACACCACAAGAAAGGACAAAAAGGAAGUUGGAGAGCCUUGAAGUAAGAUUAAUACUGCCCGUUCUCUAGUACACCAAUUCAUUCUUUCUUUCUCUGUUUUCAUUAAAUAUGAAAUGAUAAACGUAUCAUAUUCAUUCAAGCCUUUUGGUGUUCUAUUUGAGAAUA
Molecule: messenger RNA, 579 nt
Organism: Camellia sinensis
Lineage: Eukaryota; Viridiplantae; Streptophyta; Magnoliopsida; Ericales; Theaceae
Source: RefSeq, a predicted model, not a curated record